Molecule: messenger RNA, 2801 nt
Organism: Caretta caretta (loggerhead turtle)
Lineage: Eukaryota; Metazoa; Chordata; Testudines; Cheloniidae
Gene: LRWD1
Product: leucine rich repeats and WD repeat domain containing 1
Biological process (GO): establishment of protein localization to chromatin; chromatin organization
Cellular component (GO): nuclear origin of replication recognition complex
Molecular function (GO): protein binding; chromatin binding
Source: RefSeq, a predicted model, not a curated record
UGAUCCAUCAGCUGAACCAUCUCAGAUUCCUCGUCUUGAUUUAUAAACUCCUCCAGCAAGAAUACUCCUGGAAAUGGAAAUGCCCAGCCAGCAAACUCUGAGCAUUCAUUUCCUACAGCUAAACCUGCUGCUGGACAGCCUAAACAGGAAGUGAUCCAGAUCAGGCUUGAUGGUGCCCCCUCUGUUGAAGCAACAUGGACUGCUCUGGCUAGAGGAGAUGCCCUCUGAAGCUCCUUAGCAUCACUCCUAAUCAGGAAGGUUCCAAGAAGACAGUCUACGGCUGACGGCUUUGUGCUUCCAGGAAAGGGGCGGAAAUUAAAAAUGUCAAAAGUUACUACAGAGCUUCUUUUGGAAAGAGCGGUUCCAAGAUCUACUAGGCUACGAAAGAUUGAGACUUUGAACUUAUCCAAGCUGCAGUUAAAGACCGGAGACUUGGACCCACGGUUGUUUUCCCGUCUGAGACAUCUGCAAAAUCUUGAUCUCUCUGAUAAUCUGUUGGACAAACUACCUGCUAAUCUAAGCCUGCCAGACCUGCGUGUCCUAAACUGCAGUAACAACCAACUGGAAGAUGUGACUGUCCUGAAGCAGUUCCCGCUGCUGGAGGAGCUAAACUAUGAAAACAAUGUCUACCUGACAACCAAUGAUGACUAUAAGGUCAUGUUUCUUUUACAAAAUCUUCGGCUACUCAAUGGCAAGGAUGUAACCAAAUUAGCUAAUCAUGUGAGAGUUGUCAACAGCCGAGAGCUGACCAACAAGGUCACAGCUCACUGGGAGAGGCACUUCCGAAGCCAACUCCCUGAGAAGUAUUCAGCCGAGCAUGUGAUGUUCAUCAGGAAAAAGUUUCUGAAGUCUGCACAAACCCACGUCAUAUAUGGACCCAGCUCCCUCGGUGAAUUUACCCGAUGGAGGGUGAAAAUGAUUGCGGAGGAGUUGCUGGCAUCCAUGCAGGGACAGGAAGAGAACACACAUCCUGAAACACAAGAAAGGAUGGAGGAUGAUGAUGAGGAGACGACAGAAAACCCCAGAGAGGUGGGAGACGAUGAUAUUGCGCAGGUCACAUUAAUCCACAGCAAGAGAAGAGGGAAUCACUCAAUAGCGGGAUCUGCGAGCAAAAGGCCACGGUCCCAGUAUAACACUGAUGAGGAAGUAGUGCUUAGUCCCAGAAAGUCCAGCCAUUCACAGGAUGACCCAACUCCUGAUAGACCAAGAGCAUCGAACCAACAGGCAAAGGUGGCCGAAGAGACUCACAGGAACGGAGAACAGCCUCCGAAAGGACAAAGCCACAGAAGAUCUAGCCAGUUGACAGAGGAGCAGAAAAGCCAGGAUCAGGACAAAAGGGUUCUGACCAUAACCCCUGUCAAGAACCUGGAAGACAAGGAAGUUAUCAGUUUGGAGCCAUUGCACUUUCUUCAGUGUCACAGUAAAGGCAACAGCCGGGAGGAUUUUAAAACGCAGCUCUGGUCCUGUGCCUUCGAGCCGCCAUUGGAUUCUGGGACGAGGAAAGACCCUGUAGUGAGCACCUCCAGAACUAUGGCCACCUGUGGAGGGGAAUCUGUUUGUCUUAUCGACUGCGAGACUGGAAUAGUGCUGAAAAAGUAUAAAGUGCCUGCGGAGGAGUUCUUCACCGUUGCAUGGACAACUCUGACCAUGGUAACUAAUGACGGUCGGAAAAAAAAACAUAAUAUCCUGGCCGCAGCCGGAAGAAGAGGAAUUGUAAAGCUGAUUCAUGUAUCGGCUGAUUUCUGCUACGGAGAGAUAAAGGCUCACAAAAAGCCCAUUGCUACAGCCUGCUUCAGCCCAACCUGUGAGACACACCUCUUUACUGCAUCCUAUGACAAAAGAAUUGGCCUCUGGGAUAUUGGGGUUCCGGACUGUGACUACAACUUCAAAGCAAGCCAACUAAUGGUGCUGGAAGUUGCCUCUAUUCCAUUACGGAUUGCCCUGGUCCCAUCCUGCCCAGAUCAGUUCCUCCUGGCUGGUUGUGAAGAAGGUUGCUUUGCUUGGGAUAUUAGACUGGACAAGCCACAGAAGAGCAGGCCUUUUGAAGUGGCGUUCCAGUUUCCUAAUGAUGAGGGAGAAGAGACAGCUUCCCACAGAGUGGAUGGAUUGGCCUUUUUGAACAAGGAUGUUGUGGUUUCUAAGAGUUCUAAGACAGGGUCUAUAUACUUAUGGAGCUGGAGCCAGUCAUUUGAGGCACAGGGGAAAUCCUGUCAGAGAACACGACCUGCACUUAUUCUAGCGGAACUGGAGUGGUCAACAACAGACCUGCCCUACCUUACUCUCAGCACCUGUCCAGCAGCAGAGUAUGUGUUCUGUGGCGAUGAAAAGGGAAGUGUGUGGAUGUACAAUCUCAGCAAGCACUCUUCAGCCUGGAGGGCCUCCAAGGGAAAACGCUCAGAGAACAGAAUAGCUCCCACGCAGAUUCUUGAGUGGCCAGAGCUUCGAGCAAAUGGGGAGCUGCUGACUGAAGUCUUAAUAAACAAUGUGGUGACAGACCCUACUUUUACUUACCUUAUUGCUUUAACUGGCGUAAAUAUAGCAGCUGUAUGGAAGAAAACAUAGCUUGUUCUUUAUGGAAAACUUCAUUCCUGUGAUGUUUUGAAAUAGUGCAGUAUUAGUGAUUGUUUCCAAGAGUAACCAUGAAGUUUUCUAAACCAGCCCUUAUCAUGCAAGAGAGAACGCAAAGGGACUUGGCCCACAUCCUGUCAUUGACAAUACCCACUUUCUUUUACUGUGAGUUUUCACAAUUUUGUGUAUUUGUUUUAUAGAAAUGAUACUUAAUAAAAUGUAAUACCUGUUAA